This is a messenger RNA of Photinus pyralis (common eastern firefly), 1788 nucleotides long. RefSeq names its product early endosome antigen 1-like. Gene Ontology annotation, biological process: outer dynein arm assembly; cilium movement. Gene Ontology annotation, cellular component: cilium. The record is from RefSeq and is a predicted model, not a curated record. The transcript has 9 exons. The coding region runs from base 115 to 1731 and encodes 538 amino acids. Lineage: Eukaryota; Metazoa; Arthropoda; Insecta; Coleoptera; Lampyridae.
UGGUCUGCUUCGGUAGGGAACCUAGAGCAUAAUAAAAGUUUGAUCAAUAGCUGAAAUAACGAAGAUGUAGACUUCGGCAAUUGUACAUACUAAUAAGCAUAGAAAAUAAGCAAUAUGAGCGGAAAACAUACGAAAAAAUCAACAAGCAUUUCGGAUGUGAACAAACACAUUUUAGAAAUAAAGAAAAAAAUUCAAUUAUCAGAGGGUCAAAGGAAGGCGCUAUUUGAGGUGCGUGAAGCAGAAUAUAAAGGAAAUUGCAACGAAAUUGCGAAACUUAAAAAAGAAAUAUCGGAAAUAUUGGUUCUGCUUAAUGAACAAAAAUCCAAUAGAGCCCAGAAGCGAAUUAAAAGUGGUCGUCUUAAAAGUACAGUUGGGGCAUUGUGCGAGAAACCUUCCUGGAUAACCCAAGAAAUGUUAGAUCUUCACGUUAUAGAUAAAGGCAAACAACAUGAUCUAAUUCGUUAUCAAGUUCGUCAGAAACAAUUAUAUUUAGCAAAACUUGCCAAAGAAUAUCAAAAGCUUGCAUUGGAAAAAGGGAAAAAACUUUUAAUACAAAAGGUAGAAAUACCAUUCAAAAAUAUUUCAACUGAAUUGCAAAACAAUAUGCACGCAAUUAAAAUUCAAUGGAGGGAAGCAGCACACGUUAACACUCGAUAUAAAGACAUAAUGACAUCUUUGCAACAAGAUGGGGCUAGAUUUGAAUUUAACAUGAAAUGUAUCGAAAAUCAACUCUGUGUCCAAAGAACUGAAAUAGAUAGACUUCAAAAGAUUGCAGAAGAGGCAUCCGAAAUGCGUGGCCGAGCACGUACAGCACUGGUUCAACAAGAAAAAUCCGCUUUAAACGCAGCGAAAUCUAGAGAUCAACAAGAAUCGGAAGGACGAUUAUUAGUAGAGAAGGGACAACAAGAAUUGGAAAAGUUGGAAAGAAGAAUAUUUCAGUCCGGAAAGGUUCCAAUAAGACCCGAGACGGAUAGUAAACUCGAAAAUAAUGUAGUAGCUGAACAAUCGACACCUUCUCCUCAAAAUGAUGACGUUAUUGUAGACAUAUUUGAAAGUCUUAAACAAGGAACUGGGGCAACAACAACGGAAGAGGUUUUAGAACGUUUUCGAGCUCAACGGGAAACUGACAGCAGACUGAAUAACUUAAGAAAUAAUUCCGAAAUUGAAAAACGACAUUUAGAAAAAACUCAGGAGGUUUUGAAUUUUGAACUUGAACAACAUAAAUAUGCAGAAACGCGUGAUGAGGAACAAAAUUUAGAGCAAGUGGAGCAAUUUGAGAAAUUAAUACAAGAACAAGAAGAGUUGCAGAAAAACUAUGAGAACCAAAAAGAAGAGACGAAAACAGUUAUACGGCAUGUCGGUGCGUGUUUGGACAGCUUAUACAGAGGCAUACAUCCGCUGUCCACUGUCGAACAAAAUUCAAAAAUGGCGUUGCAAAGAGUCGAGGCCGAACUUUGUGAGAUAAUUUCAGAAUUAAAUCAAGCGAAACCUUCCGUGAAGUACCCUGCAAUGAUUGAGGUGUUGGAGAUGGAUGAGGAUAAGUGGUUACCACCACCCUAUGGAGGCUUGGUAGCAAGAACUCCAGUUCCUCAAGAAGAGUCACCUAUCCCACAACCAAUUGGAUCUGAUGAUGAUGAAGAAGUGCCGACUCGAGGUUACCUUAAACGUCAAGCUCAAUUGGUAGUUGAUGCGAGAUUGAGGAGAAAAAAUAUACGUUUUCAAAGAAAAUAAAAACCUCUUGAAGCUACAUUCUAGUUAGGUGAAUUAUGUGUAAUUGUAUAUAUAACU